This is a messenger RNA of Propithecus coquereli (Coquerel's sifaka), 1265 nucleotides long. RefSeq names its product prostate transmembrane protein, androgen induced 1 (gene PMEPA1). Gene Ontology annotation, cellular component: early endosome membrane; Golgi membrane. The record is from RefSeq and is a predicted model, not a curated record. Gene Ontology annotation, biological process: negative regulation of transforming growth factor beta receptor signaling pathway. Bases 153 to 911 code for a protein of 252 amino acids. NCBI's taxonomy places the organism in Eukaryota, Metazoa, Chordata, Mammalia, Primates, Indriidae. Gene Ontology annotation, molecular function: R-SMAD binding. The transcript has 4 exons.
AUGACAAGGGCUCCCGGGCGUGUCUACGCGAGUUCCAGUCUUUCCUGGUCGACCUCCUUGGGCUCGGGUUAAAGUGCACCGGGGGCUUGAUGGGCUGGGAUCCUCGUGCUGCUGCAGGACCGAAGGCGGAGAGUCUCCCGUGAAAUCAGGCAAUGGCGGAGCUGGAGUUUGUGCAGAUAAUCAUAAUCGUGGUGGUGAUGAUGGUGAUGGUGGUGGUGAUCACGUGCCUGCUGAGCCACUACAAGCUGUCGGCGCGCUCCCUCAUCAGCCGGCACAGCCCGGGCAGGCGGAGAGAAGACGCCCUUUCCUCGGAAGGAUGCCUCUGGCCCUCGGAGAGCACAGUGUCGGGCAGCGGAAUCCCGGAGCCGCAGGUCUACACCCCGCCUCGGCCCGCCGACCGCCUGGCCGUGCCCGCCUUCGCCCAGCGUGACCGCUUCCACCGCUUCCAGCCCACGUACCCGUACCUGCAGCACGAGAUCGACCUGCCACCCACCAUCUCGCUGUCGGACGGGGAGGAGCCCCCGCCCUACCAGGGCCCCUGCACCCUCCAGCUGCGGGACCCCGAGCAGCAGCUGGAGCUGAAUCGCGAGUCGGUGCGCGCACCCCCGAACAGAACCAUCUUCGACAGUGACCUGAUGGAUAGUGCCAGGCUGGGCGGCCCCUGCCCCCCCAGCAGUAACUCAGGCAUCAGCGCCACGUGCUACGGCAGCGGCGGGCGCAUGGAGGGGCCACCGCCCACCUACAGCGAGGUCAUCGGCCACUACCCCGGGUCCUCCUUCCAGCACCAGCAGAGCAGCGGGCCGCCCUCCUUGCUGGAGGGGACCCGGCUCCAACACACACACAUCACCCCCCUGGAGAGCGCCGCCCUCUGGAGCAAAGAGAAGGAUAAACAGAAAGGACACCCUCUCUAGGAACCCGGGCCGCGGGGCCGCAGUGGGUGAAAAGGCAGAAUGCUCUGCACUUCUUACAAGAGGAGAGAGAGGAUGGCGGGCGACACACGGAAACGCAGCGUGUGGCCGUCCUCUCCCACCUCUCUGUGUAUAAAUAUUUACAUGUGAUGUCUGGUCUGAAUGCACAAGCUAAGAAAGCUUGCAAAAAACCACGUUUCUUUGUUGAGCUGUGUCUUGAAGGCAAAAGAGAAAAAAGAAUUCUACAGUAGUCUUUUUUUUUGUUUCUAGUUGAGCUGCGUGCGUGAAUGCUUAUUUUCUUUCGUUUAUGAUGAUUUCACUUAACUUUAAAGACAUAUUUGCACAAAACCUUUGUUU